AUGGCAAAGGGUAAGAAUCAUGACCGAAAGGCCAACCCGGGAUUUGGCAAAGUCAAGUCAAAGUCGGGGAGUACAGGAGAGUUCAAUCUCAAAAGGGUCAAAGGUGAAAACUUUUAUCGCGAUGCAAAGGGAGCUGCGAGGGUCAAGAUGUUGUCUGGUGGGAAAGCUGUGAGGGAUAAAGAUGGAAAGAUCAUCCAGGCCGCUGCGUUUCAGAAAGGAGAAGAUGAGGCUAAACCUGGCCGUAUACAGCCUGAUCGCAGAUGGUUUGGAAACACUCGGGUCAUCAGUCAAACAGCCUUAGAUCACUUUAGGACCGCUCUCAGUGCUCAGAAGGCUGAUCCAUACUCUGUCCUCUUACGUCGUAACAAGCUCCCUAUGGGAUUGUUAGAAGAUGAAUCUGCGGCUUCAGGCAAGCGACCUCAUAUCGUCGAAACAGAGCCUUUUUCAAAUACUUUUGGUCCUAAAGCCCAGCGGAAACGCCCUCGGCUUGACAUAGGUACCAUUGAAGAACUAGGAGAAACAUCGGCUGCUGGUGCGGCUGCAGAGAUUGACGGUGAAGUGGUGUUGAUCGAGUCAGAAGAUGCAGUUGUCGACCCCGCUGACGCUUACCAUCCAACGACUUCGACGGCUCGAGAGCCCAUCUAUGCUAAAGGCACUUCGCGACGAAUAUGGGGGGAACUGUACAAAGUGCUCGACUCGAGUGAUGUGGUUAUACACGUCCUUGAUGCUCGAGAUCCUUUAGGCACAAGGUGUAAACCCGUGGUGGAGUAUCUGAGAAAGGAGAAAGCCCACAAGCACCUGGUGUACGUGUUGAACAAGGUGGAUUUGGUGCCUACUUGGGUGACUGCCCGUUGGGUCAAGCAUCUCUCUCUAUCCGCCCCAACCAUCGCCUUUCACGCAUCAAUCAACAAUUCCUUCGGUAAAGGUUCCCUCAUUCAACUUUUGCGCCAAUUCUCCGUCCUUCAUUCCGACAAGAAACAAAUUUCCGUCGGAUUCAUCGGUUAUCCCAAUGUAGGAAAAAGCAGCAUCAUCAACACCAUCAAGAAGAAAAAAGUAUGUACAGUCGCCCCCAUACCUGGCGAGACGAAAGUAUGGCAAUACAUCACUCUCAUGCGACGUAUAUAUCUAAUCGACUGUCCUGGUGUCGUCCCCGUUUCUGUCAAAGACUCCGACACGGACACUGUCCUCAAGGGUGUGGUCAGGGUUGAAAAUCUUGCUACUCCUGCGGAACAUAUCCCAGCUAUGUUAGAAAGGGUCCGACAAGAGUAUAUCGAGCGAACGUAUGGAUUAGAACACAGGGAUGAGGGAUGGAAAGGGGAAGAAGGGGCUGCCGUGUUGUUGAGUGCGAUAGCGAAGAAAAGUGGAAAAUUACUGAAAGGUGGUGAACCGGAUCAAGAAGCUGCAGCUAAGAUGGUACUGAAUGAUUGGAUCAGAGGGAGAAUACCAUUUUUCGUUUCUCCCCCAGAUACGAAGAUAGAGAAGGUGGGAGAGGAGAGAGUUACGGAUGAACAUGAAGGAGAGAGGGAGGUGAUGGAAGCUCAAGAGAAGGCGUUGGGUAAGAUCUUAGGACAGAGAAGGGUGAAAGGGGUGGAACAGCCCAUAAAACAGAUCGUGACGGUGACCAAAUUCCUGGCAGAGGAUGCGAGACGAGAGGGAGAGGAUGACGAGAGCUCAAAAGAGGAGGUAGAUCAUGAUGAGAAUGGUGACAAGGAUGAAAGUAUGGAAGAUGAUGAAGAGGAUGAAGAUGACGAGGAAAGUGAAGAGGAAGAUGGACAAGCAGAUUUAGCAUGGGAAGAUAUCUUCCCUGCUGACCCUUCCACUUUACCUCAAGAAUCAGAAUCGGAUGAUGACUCUGUUCCUGCUCCAUCAACUGACAGAAAAGGUAAACGGAAGGGUGAUGAUGUUGAAGAAGAGGAGGGUCAGGUUGAGAAAAAAGUUAGGAUGACGACGAACAAGAAGAAAGCUAGUAAUUUCUAUACUACCGCUAAUGUCAAGAACAGGAACAGGGAGAGAAAGAUACCUAAACCAGGUAGUGAGAAAGAACGACCCCGAGGAUCUAAGGGUAAAGGGAUGAGACGAAGAUGA
This is a messenger RNA of Tremella mesenterica DSM 1558, 2085 nucleotides long. RefSeq lists its product as uncharacterized. The coding region runs from base 1 to 2085 and encodes 694 amino acids. The record is from RefSeq and is a predicted model, not a curated record. Gene Ontology annotation, molecular function: GTP binding. NCBI's taxonomy places the organism in Eukaryota, Fungi, Basidiomycota, Tremellomycetes, Tremellales, Tremellaceae. The transcript is spliced from 9 exons. Gene Ontology annotation, cellular component: nucleolus.